Anarrhichthys ocellatus (wolf-eel) is the source of this 3718-nucleotide messenger RNA. It is a transcript of the gene ecd, whose product is annotated as ecdysoneless homolog (Drosophila). The record is from RefSeq and is a predicted model, not a curated record. The transcript is spliced from 14 exons. Lineage: Eukaryota; Metazoa; Chordata; Actinopteri; Perciformes; Anarhichadidae. Bases 951 to 2951 code for a protein of 666 amino acids. Gene Ontology annotation, cellular component: nucleus.
ACAGGUCUUCUGUUGUACCGUGAAAUCAUUCUCCACUUGUCUCCGCUUUAUCGGCUCAAGCCCUGGUCUCUCAUCCUUGCCUCCACGUCCUGGACUCGCUGGGAACUGUACAGAGGGAGGUCCAACAUCUCCACUAGUCCGCAGAUAAACGCCCUUAGAGCAGUGGGAGCUGGACGAGGCUUUGGCUACAUAUGCUAUAUGCUAAUAGGUACAUAUGCUAACGUUGCUUCUAACUGUUCGCAGGAUGCUAUAAGCUAGCUAUCGUUGCAUGGAUAGACAGAUAAAACAUCAGCAAGGCACGAACGGCAUUGUACAUUUAGUAAUUAGCAUCCUGUGUGGUCCAGAAGCUGCUGAUCAAUUACGUUUACAUUUUAAAAUAUAACGUUAGUAAAGCGAGCUAUCGCCACCUCAGAGGAAAUUCGUGCUAACGCUAGCAUCAGCAACAACAAUAAUAAUAAGGCUGUCAUGGAUACGCAGCUCCGUUGUCUCACGGGAAAUAGAUUUCGGACUACCUACAAAAUAGCUGUAGGAUUAUCAGCCAUUUCACCACAACUCCCAGCAUGCAUUGCGCAGCGUGAUUGCGUCCCUGAAAUGUAGUCGCUUGCCGUUGGUGAAUUCGACUGAACUAAAAAUGCGAAUUAUGUAAUGAAUCAUGACAUUUUUAUGAAAUUCAGUAGUAAUCUGUUUUAUUUAGGAUGUACAGCCAUUAUUUAUUAUUAUAUUUAUUGGUACAACAGUGAAAAUAAGUAAAUAUAAAACGUAGGAACUGUUAUUUGUUGCACCAUUGUGGAAGUCGAGUGGAAUUGGCAGUAGGACCUAAACAGUGACAGAUGGCGUGCUAGCAACGUUCGUAGAAAUGAGAAAAGUUUAAUUUCUCUCCUGCAUUGACAUCCCUCUGUCCUACCAUCUCACAUUUAUAAACAGAACAAGUCAGUCAUUGAAAAACUACGAUGGACGGCCUGCAGAGGAGAGUGAUUCAGGAAGACAUGGUUCAGUACAAACUGUUCUUGCUCCAGACAGACGGUCCAGCUUCACAGCAGACUGAGGAGCAUCUCACACGUCUGGUAGAGGAGAUUCUGGCGAAGGUCGCCUCACUCCUGAUACAAUACAUCUGGCAGCAUCAGUCAUUCAACCUCAAGUUUCAUUCUGAGAAAGGUGGUGUACCUGCUCACAUUGGAGGGAGCACUCAGUUUGGGGACAACGUGGAGGACGAGUGGUUUGUUGUUUAUCUCUUGCAGCAAAUCACAGAGGCCUUCCCAGAGCUCAUAGCCAGGGUUGAGGACAACGAUGGAGAGUUUCUUCUGAUUGAAGCAGCAGAUUAUCUUCCCAAGUGGCUGAGUCCAGACACCAGUGAAAACAGGGUCUUCCUCUAUAGGGGAGAGUUGCAUAUUCUGCCCUGUCCCUCCAAAUCCAGUCCAGUGGGGGUCUCGAAAGAUGUGGUACCAAGUGUGACACAAGCUAUAGUACUGCUCUCCACCCACCCAGGGGCCUGCAGGGCAAGCCCCAAGAUAUGUUCAGCCCUGAGGAAGCGAUUAGAGGGGUACCCAGAGAAGAUAAGAGCUGGCCUCCAGCGUGCCCACUGCUUCAUACCUUCAGCUAUCGCCAUGGUGUUGGCACAACGACCAGACCUGGUCGCCCCUGCAGUGUCGGCGUUCUACCUGCGGGAUCCAAUAGAUCUGCAGGCGUGUCGAAGUUUCAAGACCUUUCCUCCCGACACAAGAGUCCUCACCUCGGUGACAUUCAACCGUUGCCUGUACGCCCAGUUGCAGCAGCAGCAGUUCAUUCCAGACAGGAGGAGCGGCUUCACCCUGCCUCCUCACUCUCACCCCCAGUACAAAUCCCACGAGCUCGGCAUGAAACUGGCCCAUGGCUUUGAGAUCCUGUGCUCUAAGUGCAGGCUGCCAUCAUCAGAGCCGGAUGCCCCCGUCAGUUGUAACCCUCAGUGGAAAGGCUUCAUGGACAGUCUGAAAAGCAACAACUACUUCCGGGAAGAACUGGAAGGUUCGGCUCAUUACAGAGAACUGACGAGAUCUGCGGAAAACUUCUUCAAACAGUCCGUCGCCUCAAAAUCAAGUGCUUUGUCCCCGGGUGAGGAGGUUCUCCAGCUGUUGCACAGCUGCGGUCCGAUCGACUUGGAGGAGCUGAAGAAACAAGAGUCACAGCUCCCCCAAGAGGACAGUGACAGCUGGCUGGAUAUCACAACUCAGGAUUUGGAGCGCAUGUUGCAGGAGAGGAGUGGGGGGAGAGCUGAUGUUGGCAGCCAAAACUCCAGUUCUACCAAACAGGGGAAACAGCAUGUCGGGGGUGCUGAGGAGAGGAGAAAGGAGACGGAGGAUGAGGAGAAGGAAGAGGAGGCCGGUUACAGCCUGGUAGCAGUCAGUCAAGGGAUGAAGAACUUCCUCAACGCCAUGUCGUCGCAUGAGGGGGCUGAACUUCCCUGGAGCAGUUCGACUCAGCCUUUUAGUUUUGAGCCUGACUCCAUGGCCAGCGCACUGGACAGACUACUCGGAAGCAAAGAAGAAGAGCUAGAUUCAGAUGAUCUAGAUGAUGAUGAUGAUGAUGAUGAAGAAGCCGGUGAUGAGGAGGAGGAGGAGGAGGAGGAAGAGAAAGAAGGUCACACAGAGAUGAACGGGACAGAAACUUUGGACGGUCUCAGAAAAUACAUGGAUGAAAUGGAUCAGGAGCUGAUGAGCACUAAUAUAGGACAAAGCUUCAACCUGACGAAUUACAACAAGGCGGGCUCGGACAAUGGCUCCCCUCAUUCCUCUGCUUCUGUCCAUGGAGGGGAGAGAGAAGAGGAAGAGGAGGAGAUCCAGCCUCUGGACGUCGACCUGAAUCUGCUCACAAACCUGCUGGAGUCCCUCAGCUGCCAGUCGGGGCUGGCCGGACCGGCUUCUAACCUGCUGCAGAGUCUCGGUAUACACCUACCGCCCAACUCUGACCCCUCAUAAAGGACAAGACUCGGGUACUGAAACACGCAGCAAGGAUUAGCAUCUGCAGCUGACGGGCUUCCCUUAAGUAGUUAGCUGAAUGCCUUCAUUCGCAUUGACAAUACAGAGCACUCAUGGAUGUCGAGGAUGUCCCGUAGAGCUUUUAUUGAAAGCAAACAUUCAAUGUUUCUCACUGGAACUUAAUGUGCGCACUGUAAAACGGCAUUCUUUAGGAAUGAAAACCAAGUUGGGUCAUAAAACAACAGCAACAAUAUUUUUGACUGUGUUUAAACCUGCAUUGUUUGUAGUUUACAGUUGUUAUAACAUUAUGUUGCCAUAAAUCUUUAUGUGGAGUUUUAAUUGACGUUCCUUAAUCGAAAAAAACUAAGUCUCUGACCGUCUUGAUUUAGUAUUUAGUUGUGAAAUAAUUUGGGGAACAGCGCAUACCAUCGAACUUCAGCGUCUCCAGUUCGAUCCCAGCCGUGGGACCUUAGUAGGGUGUUAGAUUCUCUCUCUCCAAUUACCUCCAUCACAUAACGGUGAAGAAUGGCCAACAAAUCAUCUUAAAAAAUAAUAAUAAUUUGGAGAAUGCACAUUUGAGCUUUGAAGGAUGAAGCAGAACUCUACCUACAGAAAAGUGAUCUCAGCAAGUAAUGACGUUUCUAUUGAAUCCGGUUUAUAGAGGAUUUUUAAUACGUGCAGUUUUGUGUAAUGUUGUGUCCUUUUUUUUUUUUUUUGAGAGCACUUGCAUUUGGCUGUUAGAAACAAUAAAUAUUUUUGGAAAUAAA